AUGGACCACCCGACUGUGGAUUCGAGUUUACUGGCUAAUGACGAAACCGCAAGGGACCAAGUCAGCGAUGAGACUCGUAUGGGUUUACUCGAAAGGUGGCUAGAGAUCGUCAAUGAAUUCACAAAGCUGGAGAUCACUUACGAGCUCGAUAGACUACCUGCAAUCUCUGGCAUAGCAAGCUACUUCCAGACGAAGAUGAACUCUUCGUAUAAUGCUGGAAUCUGGCAGUACAACCUUGGACAUGGAUUGCUGUGGAGAAAGAUGCCAUAUCAAAUAAGCCGCCGCAUAGUUGGUAUGCCUGGCCAAUAUAUCCCUAGCUGGUCAUGGGCGUCUGUCGAAUUACUCUCGAGAAGAUCAUUCGGAAUGCACACUCGCAAGAAGGACCUCAUUAUUGAUGCGAGUUUUCAUUCGACGGGUCCGACAUUGUCAAGACACGAAGUUAAGUCGAUCAUUGGCGCCGAAGACGCUGCUCUUUCGGUACAGGGCUUGGCCAUAUUUUGCACCUUAACUCAUCAACAUGAAGUCACAUCAGACAUCUACCCAACUCAUCUCCUCAACUUCCGCGGAGAAACAGAAUAUGCGUACACAGACAUCACUUGUAAUGACAUGGCCCUGCAAGAAUCGAUUGAAGUGGCAUGUCUCUUGAUCGGUGAAACGCGCAACGAAUCUGUGAUGACUUGGGAUGACAGACACUCAGGCUCGUAUAUAAUACAGUUUGCCUUGAUACUUCAGUCAGAUUCAAAUGGAAUUUACACACGAGUUGGACUGUCUGAACAUGAUCGCCGAAAAGCUUGGUUUAUGGGCGCAGAGACAACAGCGUUCGAGAUUUUAUGA
Messenger RNA from Mollisia scopiformis, 834 nucleotides. RefSeq lists its product as uncharacterized. Bases 1 to 834 code for a protein of 277 amino acids. The transcript has a single exon. The record is from RefSeq and is a predicted model, not a curated record. Lineage: Eukaryota; Fungi; Ascomycota; Leotiomycetes; Helotiales; Mollisiaceae.